Molecule: messenger RNA, 432 nt
Organism: Hibiscus syriacus
Lineage: Eukaryota; Viridiplantae; Streptophyta; Magnoliopsida; Malvales; Malvaceae
Exons: 1
Coding region: 23-379 (118 amino acids)
Source: RefSeq, a predicted model, not a curated record
GUUGCAAUUAAUAAUCCCCAAGAUGAGAUCGUCUAUUUGUUGUUUUCGUACGACGGCGCCAGGCGGAGCCUGCUUCGAGCCGUUGGAGGAGGUGAAGUCGUCGAGGACGCCGAGGUCGCCCUGCAUAAAGGAAAAAUGCAGGAACCUAAUGGCCUGGAUCGGGAAAGGAGGCCACCACAAGCACUACGGUUCCUCUGAUUUCAGUUACGAUCCGUUGAGCUACGCACUGAAUUUCGAGGAUGAAUCCAGCCGAGCCGACGAAUUUCCUUUCGUCAAUUUCUCGUCGCGGCUUCCAGCUACGCCGGACCGAUCGCCGGCUAUCAAGCGCUUGGAUGGUACGCCGGUGCCGGUAAGGAGGGAAGUCUACGCGUUCAGUUGAUAGAAAAAUGCUGCCAUUAUAUAGCUGGAUUAGAUUAACUGUAACGUUCCAGA